This is a messenger RNA of Procambarus clarkii (red swamp crayfish), 9206 nucleotides long. RefSeq names its product SR splicing factor protein kinase (gene SRPK). Gene Ontology annotation, molecular function: ATP binding; protein serine/threonine kinase activity. Gene Ontology annotation, cellular component: cytoplasm; nucleus. The record is from RefSeq and is a predicted model, not a curated record. Lineage: Eukaryota; Metazoa; Arthropoda; Malacostraca; Decapoda; Cambaridae. Gene Ontology annotation, biological process: peptidyl-serine phosphorylation; spliceosomal complex assembly; regulation of mRNA processing.
GUGGCUCCAGUUGGAGGGCGGCCUUUGUCACGGCAGCGUCCGUGUGUGGGCACCUCUCCCUCACUAUCUUCACCACUAUCACUAAACUAUCCAAAGUGUUUCAGAAGCGAUGAGUGACUCCGUGCUGUAAAUGGAAGACAUAGUGGCAGUUUCUCGUUAGUGUCGUGUACUUAGUGGCGGCAGAGAGGGAGGUCUGGGGAAGGGGGGGAAAGCACCUGGGGGUAAUGAUUACCCCGGAGGGAGUACCAGGAUGUAGGUGGUGGUUGUGGCGGCUACCUCACGUCCGGCGCUAGCCUGCACUCCGCCCCCCUCAACUGCUCCGUCAACACCCCCAUGAAGCACCGUCAACACCCCUGCACCACCUACCACACCUUAUCUGGUUGGUGUGCUCCAGCCCGCCGCCAGUGUCACGGUGCUUCAUCAUACGGCAUGAUGCACUCUAAAAGUGUCUCGGGCCUCCUCUAUUACUUAAAUACUAUUAAAGUAUCUGGCGGGGCCUCGCGGUGAACGAACCCACCACGUGUUGGCUGUUUGAUGAUUAACGUUACAUUUCGGGUGGAGUGACGGGUUGUGAAGACGGGCGGUGUGCAUCACUCGGUACAUGUGGGUUGAUGCCCUGGCGGGACAGGUCGAGUAUUAUUACUGUAGUGGCAGUGCGGAUGCCGUGUUCAUAUACAUUUUUAUGCGCGCUGUUCUUUUGUUAUUUGGAGCAUAUUCAUUCGCUUUAUACAAGUUAUUUUUAAAUCGCAUUCCUUGAAGUCUGUCAGUAUGGAUGAGAAUUGAGGUAUCGUGUACAUUACAACCACCUGGUGGCAUAGAGUACGAGAUCAACAAUUUCAUUUGUAGAAAAGUACUUUUGAAGAGUAGUGAAGACGAGUGUGUAGCGACGUGUAGCAUCCGUGACUUGGCUGCCACCCACUCCCUCCACCAGCCUGCUCUCAUCCCCUUGUGGCCUUGCUACCUCGCCCGCCCUCCUCCCUGCUUGCUUCUCACAACUGUGUCGUCUUUGUCUACAACUCGAUAGUUAUGAGGCAGGCGUUGUGCGGAGCCUGCAUAUGCUGCUGCAGGGUUAAGAUGCCAGAGACACUUGUCAGUGAGCUUAGCCACAUCCUUUCUAGUUUCCUGUGGAGGAUAAAGCAGAGUUGACAGUUAGGGUGAUGAUCAGAGUUAGAGGUGGAGUGAGGAGUCUGGCUGGAUGCCCAGUCGAUGCCAGUGCUGGCUGUGUGCCUGAUCACCAUCAGGCCUCCCCGCCACCACCACCUGAUUGGGCCGGGCCGCCGCCGCCACCACCAGCAUCAGCAGUUUGUGGAGGCAGCAGUCCUGUCGGGUAGUGAGUGGGGCGCGGCCGUGUGGCAGGCGCGCUCUUCCCCCGGUGAUCAUGUGAUUAUCCGGCCCACCGCCAGCCUGGCCUUCGUCAUACCCGCACUAGCAGUUGCCACUCAUGACCACUUCAACACCACGCCCACUCUGACGCGGCUCCCACUUGUGUAAUACCACAGUCACCUUAGUGCCAGACAGCGGCUAAAGAUCAGCGUGUGUACAUGUUGUGUCAUAGAACAUGGUGUGUAGGGGCAGGUGAAGUGAGGUGAUUUGGGUAGUUAUCGUGGUGUGGUUAUGGGCAGGCAGGGCACGGCCGACCUGCCCUGGUGGAGUCCCGGCGUCAUGUUGCCUCCUGAUCAGGGUCGUCACCACCAUGCCCGGGAACCCGUCAGGGAGCUGCCUCCCGACAACCCCCAGUCCCGGCGAGAGCGGCAGGAACUGCGUCGCCGCAGGACACGUAAAGAACGAAAACGGUUUCCGAUUCAGGAGUGUAGUGGGGGAGGGGAGAGGUGGGAGGAUUGGCUGGUGCCCGGGUGGGUGCUGGAGACGGUGCGGUUCGUGUGGCAGUGGACCCUUAACGUCGGAGUGGUUAUGUUGACGCGUCUUGUUAGUGUAUUCUGGAAGAGUUUGAGUGGCAGGGAGGAGUCGUGGGCGGCCUCAGCGAGCGGGAGCAGUGAGCGUGACUCAAAUGAGUCAGAUUUUGGUGAGGCGCUCAGUGUGUGCGCCACCAGAGACUCGUCCGGGCCUCACGCAUCCCCCUGCGGCACGCCGCCGCCGCUGCUGUUCCCACCAGACCCGCCACACCGGUCACACCUGUGUCCGCAAUACCUGGACGGCAUCCCCGGCCACACAGACACCACUGUUAGUGUAGGCGCUACACAGCCGCGUCGUGUGCCUCGUGCCUCCAUGAUCCAUCCCAAAAGUGACCCCCUGCAGGCUGAGAACUCUUGCGCCCACUGCACCUCCCAACGCCGUGACGUGCCCGAGGGAGAUCAUGGCCACAUCCCACUGGCGUGUCCGGAGUGUCAGGCCGCACCGCAGGACAACACUGGUAAAGAAACAUCGAGGCAGAAUGCUUCCAGUCCCAUUCUGGAGGCCGUGCGAGGCUUCACAUCCCUGCAGGAGGAAAUGAUGAGUGCCAUCCGGGAUGCCAAGAAGACCUCGACUUCCCUGGCCCUGGAGCGGCAGGACAGUACUUCGUCUGUUGCUAGUGGUGGCUCCUUAGGCUCGCUGGCCUCGCUGGAUGUGUUCCUCUCUGGGUGCCCGCACGACUCCUCUGUUAGUUCUGUGGUCAGCUCUAUAUCACCCAGCCCUCAGCCCACCCACAGCCCUCUACGAUCUCCCAGCCCUUCAUCCAUCCAGGACUUGCCCACGUUGGUGCCACAGGAGGCGCAACCCGUGGGCACAGGCGAGUAUUUAAGGGGCGGGGACUUCGACCAGUGCUUGGAGGAUGACAUUGAGGCGUCGUUGGCCCACUUGGAGCACCACUCCAACUCUGACACCGAUACUGAGGUGGACGACCUGCAGCAGGUAGACUACAGCGAGGGUGACAGUGCCGUCAGGGGCAGUCUGGUGCUGGACCUCACGCGUCGAUACUGGUCAGCCAAUGCAAGUUUUCCGCAGGAGCUGACCCCGCCCACCACGGGCCAGGAAGACCCGCUCCCGCCCCCUGAUCUGCCGUGCGACCCGGAGGUUCAGUUACAGAGUGAAGAGGUCAUCAGAGCUAUACUGGACCUGACCCGGGGCUCCAGGCAGGAGGUUGACCCCACGUGCCCCGAGGGCAGCCCAGGGCCCACUGACGUACACCUACAGUGCUGUGCUUCCACACCGCCGCCGCAGGCCUCCCGUGACCCUGCGUCGCCCCAGAGGCAAGACCUUACUGAAGGUGAUGCUGCUCGGCCACGAGAUGAGGACUGUGGGGGCGUCUCGGGCAAGGUUAACAGCGGGGUGGGUGACGGAGGAGAGAGGACACACGAGGCAGGAAGGCCCCUAGAGGUGGCCAGCGGCCAGGACACGGCAACACCGCAUCCUGAUAUUGGCCUCGGUCAGGAGAGGUCAUGCAGGCGCGGGGAAGGCGGCCCGCCUCACGCCCACCUCUACACCUCAGAUGCAGCGGCCACCAGCAGGAGUGUAGGGGAGGAGGAGUGUAGUGGGGGCGAGUGGGGCGUGAGUGUGAGGAGUGAGGCGAGAGACCCACCAGCUGGGCAGCCAGGCCACCAGGGUGAUGUGGCUGCUCCACCGGGGAAACUCCCACAUCACUUUCUCCACCCACCCUCUUACUCCCUCCCCUCGCCUCCCUCUUAUCCCCCUCCCUCACCACCCUCUUCCUCUCUCUCUCAUUCCCCUCCCUCAUCGCCCUCUCAAUCUCCUCCAUCCUACCCCCCUCCAUCACCACCCUCACUCUCACCCACUUCGCUCCCGCCCACACCACCCCCUUAUCCCCCGCCCGCUGAAUCACCACCCACUCUCCCGCCUUCUUCGCCUCCAAUUUCCCCAGCACCAUGGCCUCUCACCCACCCGCCCUGCUCGCCAGCAGGGGCGGCGCAGCAGGAGGAGCCGGCGGCGCUGCCUGUGCUGGACAUUACCAGUCUCAGGAAGGAGAUCACCGCCAUCAAGGCAGAGAUCCUCACCCGUAAGGGCAAGAAGACCCAUCACAUCGUCGACUCCGAGGAGCGCUGCUUCGUCUCGUCCUGCGAGGACAUCACCAACCUCAGGGACGAGAUCCUGUCUCUGAAGCAGGAUUUCUACACCCUUCUCGACGAAAACGCCCCCGUAAGCAAGGAUGUGUGUAAAAAACGCAAGUCUCAUUACCAGUCAAAGAAGCACCACGAGCACCUGUAUAGCCAGAGAGCGCCUCUCCUCAAGCACCAGCUCAAGUCCGUCAGCAUCGACAAUGUAGAGGAGCUGAAGAAAAAUUAUGCUAAAGAUGACGCGGCUUCAUCGUUCUUGAGAAAGGGUAAGGGAAAGAAAUAUACUGGCGGGAGCAUGACGAUGAGCAUGGUGCUGGACCUGGCCGAGGACUGCGGUCACACCAGCAACACCACCUCCAGCCAUGCAUUUUUCACUACACCGCACAUCAGCACAGAGUCCUUCCAGUCCGCCGUCAGCGACCUGUCAGCAGUCAGGGUGUCUAACCCACCAGACUCCGCCACUGCUCUUCAGCUUCCCACUGAAGCGUACCUCCCUGACACGGACGUCCCCAAUAAACUCCUCGACACGCAAUUCCUCGACAGGCUCCUCCUCGACCCAGUCUUGCCCGACACGCUUCUCCUCGACCCAGUCUUGCCCGACACGCUUCUCCUCGACACGCACUUCUCUGAUGCCCAAUUCCAUGUGGGCGGCCACACCCAGCAUGACACAAAGGAAUCACUACCAAGCGCUUGGACUGUUCACAGUAGCGAGUUGUUAGUACCCGCAGUGAAGGAUAGCGGGGGAAGCGUUAGCUGUGUUGUGUUGCCUAGUGAUGUAAUCACCAUGAGUAGUGAUGGUGAGAGUGAUAGUGGAGAAGAUAGCCACAGUGAUACGUGUGAGGAUAAUCAAGGAGUAAUCGCGCGCCCCACCAGUAUCGAGAGGAUUUUAUAUGGGAUUGACCCGUCGCCCUACAAGGUCAAAAGAACCGACAUCCGGGACCGAGAGCUGGAGGAGGAGGAGAGGGAGGAGGUGCUGGGCUCCGACGACGAGGAGCAGGAAGACCCCUUCGACUACUGCAAAGGUGGCUAUCAUCCUGUGAAGAUAGGUGACCUAUUCUACAAUAGAUAUCAUGUGAUCCGUAAGCUAGGCUGGGGUCACUUCUCCACUGUCUGGCUCUGUUGGGAUCUUCAAGCCAAGAGGUUUGUAGCACUCAAGGUAGUGAAGAGUGCCUCCCACUAUACAGAGACGGCCCUAGAUGAAAUUAAAUUACUAAAAUGUGUUCGAGAAUCUGAUGAGAAUGAUCCUAAGAGAGAUAAAACGGUUCAAUUAUUAGAUGACUUCAAGAUCAGCGGGGUGAAUGGAACGCAUGUAUGUAUGGUAUUUGAGGUGCUGGGACACAACCUUCUUAAGUUUAUCAUCCGCUCCAACUACCAAGGGAUUCCCCUUGCCAACGUUAAGAAUAUUAUACGUCAGGUGCUGGAAGCAUUGGACUACCUGCAUACAAAAUGUCAGAUCAUCCACACUGAUAUUAAACCUGAGAACAUACUCAUGUGUGUAGACGAGACCUAUAUCCGAAAACUUGCGUAUGAAGCGACACAGUGGCAGAAGAUGGGACUUAAACUUCCAGGUUCUUUAGUGAGCACAGCACCAAAGCAUUACUCCCAGCCAGAUCCUAAUGCCAAGAUGUCAAAAAAUAAGAAGAAAAAGUUGAAGAAAAAGCAGAAGGCAAAGCAAGCACUUCUUGAAACCCAAAUGAAGGAAUUGGAGGAAAUGGAGGAGAAGGAGGCACGGCAAGCCCUAGAGGCGUGUGACAUAGCAACAGCUAACACAUCAGUGCUAAGUAAUGACUCAAGCAUAGAGGAGUCUUGCAUGACACCGCAAACUAACGGGCAGCAACUAGAAAAGCAGAAGAGUAUUGAGGAGGUGCCUUUGAAGCUUCAAGACCAACAACUACCACAGCUUCAGGAACCAGAGUUAACACCCACCCAGCCACAUCCUCCGCUUAUACCUCAUCCACAGCCUUGCCUCAUCACUCCUAAUCUUACCUUAGAAGAAGAAGCUCAGCAAAAACUUGAACACCGCAAGAGUCUAGCAGAGAUGUGUGAGGGGGAUGUGCGGCCGGGUGGGGCAGUGGGUCUCUCACUUGACCCACUCAUGAAUGGCCACGACAGCCCCCGUCCCACAUUAGGCCGCUCAGAGUCUGAGAUUACUCCUGAUAUGAGGCUUCCCCCAGAAGAUGAAGAUGGUGAUGAUGUUGGUGCCAACUUCACUAACUACAGUGGGGGAACCAGCAGUAGUGGGAGUGGAAUGCGCAGAGUAGCAUCCUGUCCUGACCACAAAGCUAUUGAACGGGUUCCUGAUCCUGUCCAUGAAGUUUGCGAUAUGAAAGUUAAAAUUGCUGACUUGGGUAAUGCCUGCUGGGUUGACCAUCACUUCACGGAAGAUAUUCAGACGAGGCAGUAUCGGUGCCUAGAGGUGCUGUUGGGAGCUGGUUAUGGAGCGCCUGCAGACAUUUGGAGUACAGCCUGUAUGGCUUUUGAAUUGGCAACUGGAGAUUACCUGUUUGAGCCACACAGUGGGGCUGACUAUACACGUGAUGAGGACCAUUUAGCACACAUCAUUGAACUCCUGGGGAAAAUUCCACGCCAUAUAGCUCAGUCUGGCAAAUACUCAAAGGAAUUCUUUGAUAAAAAGGGUGACCUUAAGCAUAUCACAAAGCUCCGUCCAUGGGGCAUGUUUGAGGUGCUGACAGAGAAAUAUGAGUGGCCUGAAGAGGAGGCUCGGGCUUUUAGUGAUUUUCUCAACCCUAUGCUGGCAUUUGACACAUCAGAGCGAGCUACUGCUGGCGAGUGCCUCAAACACCCAUGGCUCAACUCAUGAACACGAGAAGAGCUACAACUGCUCCCUCAGCCCUCUCUCUGGUAGAAAGUCAGUUUGUCUGAUUGGGCCAAGUUACCCAAGCAGGAGAACCACAUGGUAUCAGGGAGCAGUUUCCCAUCCUCUCACUUGACCAUUCACAUAUAUGCACUUCAUUAUGGUGAUCAGCAUCAGGGCAGAUACCAAAGAUGUCUCCAUUAAAUGACAACUGUUAAAGAAAUGUUCCAGAUCAACUCACCUGGUCCUUACCCAGCGUAGUGUCACCAUAGCACAUGAGUGGUCAAUUGAGGCAAGGGUUGAGGGUGGGCAGUGCACAUACCAGGGUUCGCCUAUGGGGUUACCGGCCCCAAUCUUGACCAGAAGUGCUUUUGACUCUUGAUUAUAAAGGACUGAAUUUUAGUUGGUUCAUUCAGCUCUGAUGAUGCAAAGAGACUGAUUGGAGGAACCAGUAAUCUCUGUGCAAGUGUCUUAGUAUGAUGACUGUGUCCAGUGGUUCUGAUGUGAGUGUACAUAAAGACAGAUGGUUGCUAAUCCUCUCAAUGUCCAUGAUAGUACAUAUUGCUGAGAGGGGACAUUUGGAGGAAUCAUAUGUUCUUUUGCUGAUUUAACUGCUCAAACCACAAAUAUUUGUAAGAGGAAGCAGAGAUCCUAUGACUUAUCCUGCAUGAGAAGUGACUAUACAACGUGUAUUCUACCAGCACUGCUGCAGAACUUGGGAUAAUAUUGGUACCAAGGACCACAUGCCCUGAUGACCUGCGGUGUUGUGUCAUCGUGCACAACGGGAUGGCUCUUUUCUAAACAUUCAUUUUAAUAGUUAUGUAAAUAUUGCACCACUCAAUGAAGUUGGUUUCCCAUCAGCCCUGAAAUGUAAAAUGUUGGCUUUGAGAUACUGAUGGAGCAAUUUGGUAGUUUUCCGUAGGUUGGAACACAGAAACUGCAACUCUUCAAGCUACCAUUGAAAAGUUUUGGUUUCUUUUCACACACACACACAUAUAUAUAUAUAUUCAUUUAUUAUCAUAGUUUACUUGCUUUUUUAAAUUAUAUAUAUAUUUGAAGUAUGAGUAAAAACCUUCUUGCUGAAAAAGACACCAGUCAUUUACAGAAUACUGGAACAUAAUUUAUAUCUAUUUUAUGUUUAUUGAAAGGGAGAGGAUCCUUCAAGAUACCAAACGCAUUUUUUUAUUUUAUUUUUUGAGUGAUCUGAAGAUGCAGUAUUGAAACGUACCAACUGUGGAAAUUCAAAUAAAACAGGGCUGGUGUUAUAUAACAUACAAUUAGCCUUGUAGCCUGAUUGCAAUAUUUUGUCCAUCAUUAAAAUUGUAUACUAAAUGCAGGCCCUCCUAGAAGUCAGUAGAACCCUGUCCAGCUGGCUGUAUACCAAGUACAAUCCCUCUACCCUCCCUAUCCCCUUUGCUCUACCUUUUAUCAAUAAACUUCCUCUUACCGCUCGCUGUUUCAGGAUUUAUCUUGAGCAGUGAUGUUACGUCCCCUUUACUUUAUUGAGGCUACUAGGCACUGUGUUUUUCUGUAUAUUUAGCCACAUCUAUAAGAUGUCAUACGUAUGCAUCAGUGAUUAUAUAAUUUAUUUUUACUCAAUUUUAGAUAUGCACCUUUGUUUAGUAGGUUCUUUCAUUGUGACACAACUGUAGCGUUCAUUUAUGUCUCCCCCUUGUGACUCUGUUCCACCAGCCAAUAGUGUUAUCGACGGCAAGUAAUGUGACACCACCACCUGCUCUCCCUGUUUGGCUUCUAUUACGCUAACGCUUUGUGUCGGAUUAACUACAUGUGUUCCAGCAUUGGUGUGGCAUCACAUGGAAAGAUUCUAUGUACAAUGCAAAUAUUGUAUGUAAAAAAAAGUCGAGCAGGGAUGUAGGUGGAGGUGAGCACAGAAGUGGGUCGGGUGGCCUCAACCCUGCUUAUGGAGCGUCUCCCAUAAUCAGGCUAACAUUGUCUUAUAUUAAGAUGCCUCUAACCUUGCCAAGGGUGCAGUAGGCCAACAAAUUUUGUACAUCACACGAAGAAUUUGGGCCUUGCUGCUGUGGUAGACUUGUCCGAUCCUCUGUAUAGCAGGCAUAAUGAUACUCUUGAUAGUAAAGGUGAAGCACACCAGGUUUGUGUUUAAUUUACUACCAGACACAGUCCACUAUAACUAAAAUUUAAAACGUUUUUUAUCAAGAAUUUGUAAUAAAUGUGCACCUUUGACUUCUUUAGUUAUGUUGUAAAUUUUGAAAUUAUAAUUUUUUAUUGUUUGGUGGCCAUACCAAUGUUCUGGAUUUUCCAUGUAAAGUAUUUUUGAAAAUUUGUUUUUAUGUAUAAUGAAACGAGUAAAGGCAAUCCUGUUAUGUACAUUAUUAUUUUCAAAAUAUGACAGUGACAAG